CGUUUCAUAUCAUCGACCAUUGAUUGUGAAAACUAUUUUUGGGCGGCAUUUCUUAUUUUUUCACUUCGGAGAUAUUAAUUAAUAUUAUAACAAAAGGAAUUUUAAAAUGAGUGGUGACACAGAGUACGAACGUCCCAGAAGACAUCGAGCACCAAAAGUGCGUGUCCAUGACUAUUUAUACGACUCAGCGUUUAUAGUGUCCGGGGCGAGGGAUUACGCGCGCACUGCGUUCAAAGCAGCCAUGGCAUCAGCCCAACUUGGAAUCCAGCCAGUGUACAAGACAAUGUUCUCCGACUGCACGAGAUACCCUCGGAUGCAUGUCGUGUACUACGCCAACUGCCGCCUCCCCUCCCACGUGGACCGCUCGUACAACGCGUACAUACGGCGCGUACAGCUCGCUGGCGCCGCGCCCGUGCCUCACACUGACGGCAGGGAUCGGUUCAAGUACACCGCAAUGCCGAAGAAAGUUCUGGCUCUGCAGAAGUCAUCUCCCGACUUCCACCCGCCAUCGCCUCUGCCCCACGAGCGAGGCCCGCUCAAACCCAGGAACCGAGCCACGCAGAGUUUGUUCAGGGAGUCGUCAGCGCAGACGACCCCGUGGCAGCCGGACGCGAAACCGGCCGACGGGUGCGUCAACACCCCUGAAGUAUUGUACCUGGAUCAGAUGCAGUGGGGUCCGGGCAGCCCAUAUCGCUUGGGCGAUCUCCCGGCUGAUUUUCACACCACCGAAAUCAUAAACAAGAUGCGUCAUGCUCGGGCAUGGAACCAGAUAGCGGAGAAGGACCAGUUCCCGCGCCACAUGAUGAAAAGGAACGCAAUCAUCAGCGACGUGGAGACCAAGGACUGGAUCUUUAGGGAGGCGGAGAUCGACGAGUUGCAGGACAUAAGACUAACACUGCUACAUAGGAUUCAGCAAGAGCAGCGUCAGAAGCAAACUAGCAGAACAAGUUUAAAACUAGCGAAGCUGUGGGCUUGCAAGAAGCAGGAGAUGGAGAGAAAACUGGAGCGCAUCAGGAGAGGAAGAGACAGGGAAGUCCGCAAGCUAAAGCUACUCCAUACAAGCGGCGGUCGAGCCGGUCUCGUUGAAAAAUCUCGCAUCUCCCGCGCGGGAGGGAAUAUGAUCGAAGCUUGCGGUGACCCCGCCUCCAUACUGCACGCGCCCCUCGCUCGACACGGCUGCCACGCGAGAGGAAGACAUUCCCGCAUAUAUUACGAACCCGCUCUGCUUUCCCUCGAAGAUCACGAGAGUAUAGCUCAGCCCCCGGCUUGGCUCGAGCAAUGCGGUCAGAAUUUGAAGCGCACAUGUUCCGGACACCAUUUACCAUCGGAUCCGUCUAAAUUAUGCGAGCGAGAGACCAAGUGGAGCGAGCAGUUCUUAGAGACCCUUCAUCAUGAUCUUAUGAAGGCGCGUUUAGGAGCAGCCCACAAUACCGCGGGUCCUCUGCGAGUGUUGAAACCGCGGAGGGUGGUAUCCACCCCGCGCCCCGCCACCCCCGAGGUGGCAGUCGUGGAAGAUUCUGAAGAGAGCAAUCACCAGAACGCGCUGAUGCUGCAGAAGGUCAUCAGGGGACGGGCUGUGCAGAUCUUGAUGUACGAAGGUCGUACGCGAGCUGCAGAAUUAACCGAAGAGUUGAAGACCACGCAUGGUCUUCAGAAGGAGGACAAGGUCCGCAUCGCCAAGGAGGAGACCAAGGCCAGGGAGUACAACGCGAUCAGAACAGAGGCCGAGCAGAAGGAGGACGCAGUAUCAGCUCUGGUAGAUGAACUCUGCGGCGGGGCGGUAUCUGCAGCUCUCGACUUUCUGGAGAAGGAGCUGAGAAGAUUGAAGGAAGAGAGAAGGCAGCACGCGUUCCUUCUCAUCGCUAUGCGAGAGAAGUCGAUGCGCGAAGCACUGGAAGCGGGCAGGAGACAGAAAGAAGAGCACAGAAGGAGGGAGCACGACGAGAUGUUCAAACAGGUGCUGGGCGUGACCCAAGAAACUGUAGACGCUUAUCUCCGCGAGGUGAUUGCUGAAGGAGUGGAACUCUCGGCUGAACACGACGCCGUGAAGAAAGCGCAGGAUUUAGCCGACAAGACUGACGAAUCGCUAAAGGACCAUGACUCGAUGUCUACAGCGGAACAAAACGAAUUGGUAGCAGAACUCGUUCAGCAGUUCUUACUGCCCAGCGUUCACAAGGAAGCAUCUCGGCAUCACAUCUCGGCCACACAAAACGCGAGACUGCAAGCUGCUAGGGAGACAAUAUUCGGAUUGUUGGAUGACGCUGAGGUUAAAGAACCGAUGUGUAUUCGCUGCGAACGGCCACUGGACGAGUCGUGUCGUUGUAGAGAGUGCCACUUGGAACUGGAACCCACGGAGACGGCUUACAGAGAUGAUCCACGCUGGAGAUACACUAGGGCCCGCCCCAGUCAGCCGGAGAAGACUAUCAGCGAAAGGUUCCCGCCCGCGUACGACUUCAGACGCUUGCUCGAUGUAUUGCUUGAUGAAGCGGUAUCUUACUCCCGUUCGUCUCGCUCCGAACAAGUGGCGACGAAACACGACAUUAACCGACGCGUGAAGGAGAGACUCGAAGCUUCUCUCGACGCGAAAUGCUACGUCGAAGAGAUAUUCGACAGAGCAACAGGGGCGUAUGAAGACAAGCCCCAGUCUGACUACCAUCACUACAUGAAGAGAGUGAUAGGAGAAGCACUUGACAGAAGCGAGCCCUUCCUGCAGAAGUCGUGUCCCAAGGAACUCCCCUCGGAGAUCAGGAGACGCAUAGACGAAGAAGCGGCCAGACUCGACCCGAGCUGCAAAUGCGAUUUGGAAAAUAGCAGCUUAUUGAGAAUGAUAACCGCUGAUUUGGAAGAGGGUAUAGCGAGGGGGACCCUUCUACCGUCUGAAGUGCGGAUUCUGGAAGAGAUGCGCCGGUGUAAAUGCGACUCCAACCUGACACCCAGCCCUGAAAUGUACGGUGAGGAUGCGUACACCACGGACGCGACAGCGGCGACGUCGCCGGAUGUCACUGCUACUGUACCGGAACCGGAUGUGGAUGCGGCGCCAUUCUCACCGGAAGAAACCAACCAUUAACUUAUUAACGACUUAUUUAUUCAUACUGAUAAUAUUUAUUGUGAUUAUGAACUUCAUCAUCAUCACAGCCUAUUAAUGCCAAUGAAUUCAUUCUUAUUAUUUAAAAAGAACCACCAAAUUGUCG
This is a messenger RNA of Chilo suppressalis (striped riceborer), 3191 nucleotides long. The record is from the annotation of a GenBank genome assembly. NCBI's taxonomy places the organism in Eukaryota, Metazoa, Arthropoda, Insecta, Lepidoptera, Crambidae.